AAUUUUUAUUGCCGAUUUGGAUUCCUUACGUAAAAAUAAGUAACUUUUAUUCGGAACAUUUUUUCAAAUUAUGGAUAGAUGGCGUUAUAAUAGGAAAAAACGAUUGUUGGAAAUGGAAAAUUAAAUUAAAAAAAUGGCAAGCGCCCACUAAAAUGGAAAACUUUACUUAACUUAUUUUGGUUUUAGGACCUACUCUUCACAACCCAAUAGGUCCUUAAAGCGCUCGAGUGACUGCACAUUUAGCAUAUUUUGCUCCCCUACCAUAGCACGGAUAAUCCGCAGCUCGGAUAAUCCGCUCACGGAUAAUCGGGGUUUUACUGUAUAUCUUAAAAAUAUAUACUUAAGUUUGUUUUCACUUUCUCUUUUUUUCUUUAUCUAUUUUCCUUUUUAAUCGUUUUAUUGUUUGGUUUUUAGAUUUCUAUAUAACUUUUUUUUUUAUGAAGUAUGUAUAUGUUGAGAUAAUAGCUAUCCCAACCAGUGUUGCCAACCGCAUUUCUCUAGAUUAUCCGCUCGAAAAAUAUCCGAUUUGUCACGAAAAGAUACGCUCAUAGGCGUAAGGGUUGAAAGUUAUAACCCCCCCAUUUGGAUGUACCUUGAGCUCGCUACGCUUAACACCAUUACUAUUCCAUACCUCCCAGAGACCAUCCAGUACUAGUAGCCCCCCCUUAGGAUCAUCCUGGUUACAACGUUGGAUACGCUACCUUUAAAAAUUAUUCUGUAAUUAAAAUCACUAUUGCCAAUGUUAUUCUUUAAUCAGACUACUUAUUACAGAAUAAUUAUUUUUAAUCUGCUGGAUUUUCUGUUUUACCGUUUAUUUUAAAAAUUUUCGUUUAUAGAUUGAAAUCUCGAAUCCUAGCUUAUUAAUUCAUGUAAUUACCUACAAUUAUUAUAUUGUACGUAUUUUGUAUUAUUGUAAGUGUUAAAUUAUCUAAAUAUUUCAGUAUUUGGAUCUUUUUUAAAACUAUCUAAAACUAGGUACUAGAAUCAAUACAAAAUAUAUAAAUCAAUACAAAAAAACUACAACUACAUUAGAGCGUAGGCGAAAAAUUGCUGGUCAAUGGUUUUUCGAGUCCCGAGAAAACUAAUAAUUAUUUUUGAAAAAUAUAAACGCAGAAUGAAAUAUUACAAGACAUUAUUACCGAGGGCCGAAAGUCCCUGAAGAUUUUUAUAAUUUUGAUUGUAAUAAGUUACAGCGGUGAAAAAAAAAAGAGAAAAUUGAGUGUGAUUUUUAAUUUCAAAUAUUCCAUUCAAAAAAACCUUUUUGUUUAUUCUAAUGGACUUUUGGCCCUCGGUAAUAAUGAAAUCUUUCAUUCUGCGUUUACAUUUUUCAAAAAUAUUUGUUAGGUUUCUCAGGAUUCUAAAAAAAUGAAUGCGUUUAAAAAUUAUUUUGCCCUUACGCUCUUUUCGCAACUAAAGAUUUAUUACAACUAAAACAGUAGAAACAUAACUGACCUAAACAUGUAUGUACGUUAUGCAAAACACCACAAAAAAACAUAAUAUAAUAAAUCACAAAAGUCUUAUUUUUUUAUUUUGCCAUAGAUACGUUACAUUGUAUAAUUUUUUUUGAAGGUGUACAUUUUACACAGCCAGUAUUACCGACACCAUCUUUAGUUGCCAAUACAGCCCUAAUUGUUGAUGUAUUUGUACUGAAUAUAUUAUUGAAAACCCUUUCUACACUAGCCAGUGGCGUAACUAUGGGGUUUUGGGGAUUUUCCCCCCAUUGGGAUGUACUUUGAGCCCUAGGUAUACGCUUAACACCAUUACUAUUUCAUAUCCCCUAGAAACCCUCCAGUAUGUAGUUGUAACCCCCCGCCCUUAGGAUUUUCCUGGUUACACCGUUGACAUUAGCGUUUGAAAAUGGUAGAAGUAAUAGCAAUGAAAAUACUUUUUUUUAAAUUAGGAAACAAAUAUAUAUUAGCUUCAUUUUUUAAUUUUACCAUUUAUCCAUUAUAAAAAAGUAUUUUCACAAACCAAAACUUAUUUCAACAGACCUUUACUUAAGCACUGCACUACAUACAAUAAACAUAAAACUAAAUCGUGCAGCAGAUCUCACAAGUUUAAAGACUAAAAACCCAUAAAUAAAAUCGGACGGUAGAAUCCCUGUUUUUAAAAUGUGAAUUAGAUCAGUAUGCCUUAAUGGGGUAUUAGCACGCUAUGGUCAAAAUAGGUGGCGAAUUUGUAAACUAACGUUUAACAAUUCUUUGAAUAGAUGGCAGCACGUACAUAUAUUUUAUUAUUAAAUUUAGUUCUCUGAACGACACAGCAUUGAUGCCACGUAUUGCAACUUAAGCUCGGCACAGCUCGCUCUCAAUCGUACUUUGUAUUUACAGACGACAGUUUUUAAUCCUUUCUUUACCUGCCUAGGGUAAAUUCUCAUUAAUAGAUUAAUAGAUACUAAACAUUCAUUCAUUUGGAAAUAGUUAUUAUUUAAUAUUAUAUUUACAGACGGCAAUUCGUAGUUCUUUACCUGCUCAAAAAGAUUUAUUUCAAACUAAAGAAAUUUGCAAUUAUUUGAAAUACAAGUGCCUAUCUAAAUGACCAAAAAAGAAUUAUGCUAAUUCUCAGAAUGAAAAUCGAGUAUAAAAUUAGUAUUUUUAAUAAAUGUAAAAUACGUAAGUCAAUUGAAAAACAGCGUCACUACAAUAACUUUUUUCAUAUUGAAUGUUUUUUCAACAGGGGAAGUUUUUUCCUCGGAAAAUUUCACAUUUUAGUCGCAUUUUAAGAAUUUCGUGGAUGAGUCGUGUGACUAAUGUUGAGGUCUUACGUAGAAUGUGCAAUGGGCAAGGAAUGCUAGAUUAUUAACACACAUUAUUAUCAAAGAGCGCAAAGUAGAAUAUCUUGGCCAUGUUAUGAGGAAUGAAUAGAGAUUGCCGCUACUCAUUCUUCAGGGCAAGGUAUUGGGAAGAGAGGACCAGGGAAAAGAAGAAUAUCUUGGCUUCAUAAUCUGAGAAACUGGUUCAAUACAUCGACAAACAGACUAUUCCGAAUAGCAGCAAGCAAAGUUAGGAUAGCCAUGCUGAACGCCAACAUCCGGAACGAAUAAGCACCGUGAGAAGAAGAAGUAUACUUCAUUUUAAAUUAUUCUUCUUCUUAUUCAUGUGCUUCGUCCGUUACAGACAUUGGCACGUUAGUCCAAACCAUUGGUGUAAGUUUUGAAGUAAUGAGUGUCUUCUUCUUCUGGGUCCACGUUUGCUCUCUAUUUUACUCUGUAUUGUCAGUGGCAGUAUACGAUAUUUAUCAUGUCUCAUAAUAUGAUCGAGGUAUUCAGGUUUCCGUUUCUUAAUUAUUGUGAAAGAGAUUUCUCAUUUUUGUUUUCCCCUCGGCGCAAUACCUCUACGUUGGUAGUGUGAGUCGUCCAGGAUAUUUUGAGGAUAGGUCGGUACACCCACAUUUCGAAUUCCUCUAGCUUUUUCAUCAAUGUUUCCGUUACUGUCCAGGCCUCUGCUCCAUAUAGCAAGACCGGAAAGAUAUCAUUUUAGCAGCCGUAUUUUUAGUGGGAUAGAUAUAUCGAAUUUGAUGAAUAUAUUUCUCAUGUUGUCAUAAAUGUUGCUCUGGCCUUUUCAAUUCUAGAUCGUAUUUCGGUUGUUUGAUCCUAUUUGGAGUUAACGACUUUUCCAAGGUACACAUAUGAGUGUAAUGUGUAGUGUGUGUGUAUUGUGUAAAUGUCUUGUUACUUAGCAAAGUCGAAGUCAUUGUUUUUUAAGGUGACCAACUAUUUUUUGUUCAAAAAGAGUACACUUUGCAAGUAUUGAAAAUAUGUUAAUCCCCUAGACCUACAGAAAAAUUUAAAUCCUAAUACUAAAUCUAUUUCUGGGCAAAAAUAAUUAAUCCUAAUACUAAAUCUGUUUCUGGGCCAAAAAUAAUUAAUCCUAAUGUUUAUGGUAUGAGUUUUUGCUAUCUACUAAAUAAUAGUUUUUUCUCACUUAAUUCGUGCAAUUAUUUACUUUAUAUAACGACACAAUGAAAAGUCUCUAUUUCUCUGAUUGAAAUACGAACGAAUGGUGCGAGGCAACUGGUGCGAGGCAAAUGGUGCGAGGCAAAUGGCUCCGAGGCGAAUGGUGUGAGGCAAAUGGUGCGAGGCGGCGAAUGGUGCGAGGUAAAUGGUGCGAAGCAAAUGGUGCGUGGCGAAUGGUGCGGGGCGAAUGGUGCGAGGCAAAUGGUGCUAGGCAAAUGGUGCGAGGUAAAUGGUGCGAGGCAAAUGGUGCGAGGCAAAUGGUGCGAGGCAAAUGGUGCGAGGCAAAUGGUGCGGGGCGAAUGGUGCGGGGCGAAUAGUGCGAGGCGAAUGGUGCGAGGUAAAUGGUGCGAAGCAAAUGGUGCGAGGCAAAUGGUGCGAGGCAAAGGGUGCGAGACGAAUGGUGCGUGGCGAAUGGUGCGGGGCGAAUGGUGCGAGGCAAAUGGUGCGAGGUAAAUGGUGCGAGGCAACUGGUGCGAGGCAAAUGGUGCGAGGCAAAUGGUGCGAGGCAAAUGGUGCGAGGCAAAUGGUGCGAGGCAAAUGGUGCGAGGCAAAUGGUGCGAGGCGAAUGGUGCGAGGCGAAUGGUGCGAGGCAAAUAUUGCGAGGCGAAUGGUGCGAGGUAAAUGGUGCGAAGCAAAUGGUGCGAGGCAAAUGGUGCGAGGCAAAUGGUGCGAGGCAAAUGGUGCGUGGCGAAUGGUGCGGGGCGAAUGGUGCGAGGCAAAUGGUGCGAGGCAAAUGGUGCGAGGUAAAUGGUGUGAGGCAAAUGGUGCGAGGCAAAUGGUGCGAGGCAAAUGGUGCGAGGCAAAUGGUGCGGGGCGAAUGAUGCGAGGAAAAUGGUGCGAGGCAAAUGGUGCGAGGCAAAUGGUGCGAGGCAAAUUUACUGUUUUAGAAGGGUCCAUUUGAAACAAUUUAAUGCUCUAAAGUUCACUAGCCUUUCUAUCCAUUCACAAUGAGUAUAAAAUUAUACAAAUGAGUACUUUCAGAAUAAAGGUUUGAAAAGAGUACAGUUAACGAAAAAAAGAGUACAAAACUCCGUAAAUGAGUACAGUUGGUCACCUUAUUGUUUUUGCAAAGAAACGCUAAUUGUAUCCGAACUUCUGCGGUCCCUCCGGUGAGUACCGAUCCCACAAGGACAGAAACUAUUUUCAUUUAUUAAUUUUUAAGAAAUGAGAAAUUCUCCACCAAGGUGAGAUUCGAACUCACGACCUUUAGGUCCAAAGGUAGGCGUUCUUACCACGCCACUGAGCCACAGAGAGGUCACAAUAUCAUGAUUGAAACACAAACAAAGUCCAAAAUGUUUACUGGCAGGGGGAGGGGACACUUUUCUAAACAAAACCACGUGAUUCAUAUUUCCAUGGUUACAAAACUCGUUUUCAAUGUUUUGCAGAUUUUUUUAACAUUUGGAAAACGCGCCUUUGUCUCCAUUUAAUACAUCACUGCUGCCAUCUACUAAAUGACACGUGAACUCAGUUUCUCAUCUAUUAAGUGAUAGCCGAACUAAUUUAUCACUAGAACAAUGCCAACUUGUUAGGGUUAUAUCAACAAAAUCCCUAGAUUGCAGCUUAUAAGUAUAAUUUUUAUCUUUAGGUACAGUUAAUUUAAAAAUUAUGGCAGUAUGAAUAAUGAACGUUUGCUUAAAAUAAAGCUUAUUGCAUAGUUAAUUAUUUAUGGUAGUUAUUUUGUACAGAAGUUCAAAAAUUAUUACAUAUAUCCAAUUUUUAGGGCUGGAUACCAAGUAAGUUAUGACAUGGGUUCCUUUAAGUACAGUUAUAAAAAAAAUUACUGCUUUUUUUUGAAAUUUUAACUAGAUACUAUUAAACUAGAAAGUUUACAGUUCACGUACAUACCCACAAGUUGAAAAUUGGUUUUGAAAUAGUGGCGGUAACUGUACCUAAAAUUAUAUAAAUUUUAACAUUGUGUCAUACCACCUUAAGUGGAAACAUUUGUGCAUUCAAAUUAUAAACAAGACAAUUCGCACAGGUCCCUUUUGUCCCUUCUUAUCUGUCCUCACUUAGAUAAUUACCAUGAAAAAUAUCGGGUGUCGCUAACAUGCAUCCAAUAUAAAUAUAGGCUAUUUAUAGAAAUUUGGGUGGAACCAAAGAAAAUUAAUGUAUUGUUGGGAAUAUAUGAAUGACAAACGGAUUUUUUUAAGCUUAUUUUUGUUAUUAGUCUGUUGUCGUAGAUUGGUAGAUGCACUGAAAAAUAUACGCAAAUAUCCGAUUUAUAUAAAGAUACGAAGAAGAUACGACAACUCUCAAAAAGAUCUGCCGAUUGGCAACACUGAUCCCAACAAGACAAUAGGACGUCAUUAAGAUCGUCCUAGACAAAGAGAGAGAGAGAGGCUGUACUACUAAAGGUGCUGGUUCUAAAUACAAUAUAAUGAGGAUAUCUAUCUGUAACUGUAAUAAAGAGGGUGGGAAAGGGAUGUUUAAACACUAAGGUUUAACGGAGCUUUCAUUAACGAGUACUAACUAUUUAUUGAGAGGAGAUAUAUACAAAUAUAACACAAAACAGACCUAAGAGAAGGAGAAAACAAAACAUACAAACAAAACGGUUAGA
Diabrotica virgifera virgifera (western corn rootworm) is the source of this 6512-nucleotide messenger RNA. RefSeq lists its product as uncharacterized. Bases 4185 to 4856 code for a protein of 223 amino acids. The record is from RefSeq and is a predicted model, not a curated record. The transcript has 4 exons. NCBI's taxonomy places the organism in Eukaryota, Metazoa, Arthropoda, Insecta, Coleoptera, Chrysomelidae.